Lodderomyces pseudojiufengensis is the source of this 516-nucleotide messenger RNA. RefSeq names its product Tom20p (gene TOM20). Gene Ontology annotation, cellular component: mitochondrial outer membrane; mitochondrial outer membrane translocase complex. Gene Ontology annotation, biological process: tRNA import into mitochondrion; protein import into mitochondrial matrix; protein targeting. NCBI's taxonomy places the organism in Eukaryota, Fungi, Ascomycota, Pichiomycetes, Serinales, Debaryomycetaceae. Bases 1 to 516 code for a protein of 171 amino acids. Gene Ontology annotation, molecular function: transmembrane protein transporter activity. The transcript has a single exon. The record is from RefSeq and is a predicted model, not a curated record.
AUGUCAACAACAUCUAAAAUCUUAGCAAUUACAGCAGUAGCAGCAACAGCCAUAACAGGAUACGCCAUAUACUUUGAUUAUCAACGUAGAAAUUCACCCAAUUUUAGAAAAUCAUUAAAAAAAAAUCAAUUAAAACAAAAAAAAUUAAAAGAAAAACAAGAAAAUGAAUCAAAACAAUCAAAAUUAGAAAAUGUAAAAACAGCAUUAAUGGAAGAUUUAGUAAAAAACCCAAUCCCAACAGAUUUAAAUGAAAGAGAACAAUUUUUUAUGGAACAAGUUGCUAUUGGUGAACAAAAAUCCAAAAGUAAUUCAUUAGAUGCUGCUAUAUGUUUUUAUAAAGCUUUAGCUGUAUAUCCUAAUCCAACUGAUAUCUUGGGUGUUUAUCAAAAAACUGUACCUGAAGAUGUUUAUGAAUUAAUUGUUAUGAUGGUUGCUAUUGCUCCAACUCAAAAUAUUUCAAGUAUAUUAAAUAAAAAUCCUGCUGAAAUGAAACCAACUGAAGAAGAUUUAGAUUAA